Messenger RNA from Grus americana (Whooping crane), 1420 nucleotides. It is a transcript of the gene BPIFB2, whose product is annotated as BPI fold containing family B member 2. The transcript has 16 exons. Gene Ontology annotation, molecular function: lipid binding. NCBI's taxonomy places the organism in Eukaryota, Metazoa, Chordata, Aves, Gruiformes, Gruidae. Bases 1 to 1389 code for a protein of 462 amino acids. The record is from RefSeq and is a predicted model, not a curated record.
AUGGGAAGCCUGGCCAGAAAAGGUGCCAGCAUGGUGAAACUCUGCACCCUGAGCAUCCUCCUGAGCCUCCUGGUCCCCGCUCACACCACCAGAUCACCCGACUGCGGGGGCAUUCUCACCCCAGCAGGACUGAGCUACCUUGCUGAAGUUUCAAAGCCACAUGCAGAGGCAGUCCUCAGGCAGGACCUAAUGACCCCGACAGUCCCAGACCUGUUUCUCAGUUCCCCAAAGCCCAGCAGGAACCAAAUUAACGCCGUCAAAGUCACCGAGCUGUCUCUGUCGCUCAUCCCUGACACUGGGCUACGGCUGAGCAUCGAUGUGGACCUCGGGGUCACGCCUGCCCCCUCAACCACCAAGGUGAUGAGACUGUCCAUCCUGGCAGACAUCCACGUGGAAAUGAACCCCGAAGGGAACCUGGAGCUGGUGACCUCUGCCUGCAAACCCACCAUGGAGGAGAUGCAGAGCACCGAGGAGAUGGAAAGCAAGUCCUCUAGUUCAGACAUGGACAAGGAGAUUAACAUCGAUAAGAUUUGCGUGGAAGUCUCCAAAUUGCUGCUUUUGCCAAAUGAACAGCUGAUGUCUCUGACAGCUCAGUUCCCUGUCACGCCGAGCUGCCAGCUCCAGUACCUGCCCCUGGCUGCACCCAUGUUCUCUGAGCAGGGAAUCACCAUAUCCUUGCAAACGACUUUCCAGGUGGCAGGGAUGGUAAUCCCCCUGCCAGUCAGCCCCGUGCCAUUCAGCAUGCCCGAGGCGGCGAGCUCCAGCCCUUCCCACCUCACCCUGGCUUUCUCUGAGCACUUCUACACCAGCCUCUUCUUUGCCCUGGAAAUGGCUGGAGCUUUCAACAUGACCAUCCCGAGCCCAUUGACCACUGCCACCAUGUCACAGAAGAUUACUCAGAUGGGCUCCCUCUUCCAGGAGGACGUACCGGUGAUGCUGCAAGCUGUGUUCAGGAGCUCAUCUCGGGUGGUGCUGGAGGAAGGCAAGGCAGCCCUGAAGCUCUUCCUCACCAUCCACGUCGGGGCAAGCUCGUCGGCUUUCCAGAGCUUUCUGAGCAUGAACGUGGAUAUAUCAGCAGGAAUCCUCCUUAGCGUUGCCGACACAAGGAUGAUGAUCUCUGCAGCAACAAUAGAGGAUAUCGAGCUCAGCCUGGCUGCCUCUGACGUGGGUCCCAUACCGGCUGCCUUACUGGAGGAGUUAUUUUUGCCCACAAUCCGUGAGGAGGUUCUGGCUCAGAUGAACGUGGUCCUGAGUGAAGGCGUAUUCCUGCCCCACAUGUACAGCUUUACCUACACUGACAUCAACGUCAUGAUUCACAAGGACUACGUCUUGGUCCCCUGCAACCUCAAGCUACUCUCAAGGACUGGAGAGCAGACCACCAUGGGCUGAAGUCUGGUGUCCGGAGUAAGACAGUGGCAAA